GCCAUCUUCCGGCUCCAGGAGGCGAGUCAGCCAGUGCUGAGUGGAAGCGCGCCCUGGGCUGCGCAGCGCGGCCGCAGUGCCACCAGGAUCUAAAACCGCUCUGCAGUUUACGAUUCAGUCCAUCCCCAGGAGAGGAACCGGGACAAGGACACAUCAGCCCUUAAGAUUCUAAAAGUCAUGUCCCUCGGGCCGGCGUUGUUCAGGGAUGUGGCCGUAGUCUUCUCCCAAGAGGAGUGGGAGUGGCUGGCGCCUGCGCAGAGGGAACUGUACAGGGAUGUGAUGUUGGAGACAUACAGCAACCUGGUUUCACUAGGUCUUGCCAUAUCGAAACCGGAUGUGAUCUCCUUUCUGGAGCAAGGCAGAGAGCCCUGGAUGGAGGACAAGGUGACAGCAGGAGGCCUGUGCCCAGUAUUGGAGUCCGAAUACUAUACCAAAGGCGAAGCCCCCCAGUGGGAGAUAAUGGGAAGCCUUACAAGCUAUGGUCUUGACUGCUCACGUUCCCAGGACGACUGGGGAUGCAAGAACCAACUUGACAAACAGCCAGAAAACUCAGAAAGACAUUUCAGUCAAACGUUAGGCAGUCACAAGGAGAUGCCCACUUUCAAGCAGCAAGCAUCCCUUACUUUUUAUCCAAAAAUCCAUACUGGAGGAAAACGCUGUGGAUAUAAUAAAUGUAGAAAAGACUUCUGGCAAGAAGAAUUCCUUAUUAAUCAUCAAGGCAUUCUUAGGAACGAGAAACCCUAUAAAUGUAAGGAAUGUGGGAAGGCCUUCAA
This is a messenger RNA of Chinchilla lanigera (long-tailed chinchilla), 773 nucleotides long. RefSeq names its product zinc finger protein 582 (gene Znf582). Lineage: Eukaryota; Metazoa; Chordata; Mammalia; Rodentia; Chinchillidae. The record is from RefSeq and is a predicted model, not a curated record. Gene Ontology annotation, biological process: regulation of DNA-templated transcription.